Molecule: messenger RNA, 1216 nt
Organism: Neltuma alba
Lineage: Eukaryota; Viridiplantae; Streptophyta; Magnoliopsida; Fabales; Fabaceae
Product: homeobox-leucine zipper protein HOX11-like
Exons: 4
Coding region: 9-1022 (337 amino acids)
Biological process (GO): regulation of DNA-templated transcription
Molecular function (GO): sequence-specific DNA binding; DNA-binding transcription factor activity, RNA polymerase II-specific
Source: RefSeq, a predicted model, not a curated record
GCCUAAAGAUGGAGCUGGCUUUGAGCUUGGGAGAUGCAACAAAGGGGUUCCCCAUACUGGACAAGGCCUCGAGAAUGCCCAACAAGGAAGCUGGUUUCUGCAUAGCAAUUGGUCAAGGUCUCCCUGAGAAAGCGUCAGAGCAGAAUAACGCGAGUCCCACAGAAGACAUCCAAGAUGAGAGAAGAGCCUCCUCAGAUCCGCCUCAUCAGCUAGACCUUCUCCCCUUCUCGCCGGUUCCUCGACCCCACCCAGCUUCCCAUCUUCGGAUUCCUUGGCUUUCCGAUUCAUUGGGAUCUCAACGUUUCUCACCGGAUGGAGGAGCGAAGGCAUUGGACGUCAACCAUAUGCCGGCAGUAGAAGCGGAGGAGGCAGACGACAGUACUCCACUGUCUUUGUCUCCUAAUAGUGUGUCGUCGUUUCACAUGGACUUCUACACAAGGAAUGGCAAUGCAGGAAGGAUGAGCAAGAGAGACCUUAAGGUUAAAGGUGACAGAGAUAGUUCUAGGGCCAGUGACGAUGAUGAAAAUGGGUCGACUUGCAAGAAACUCAGGCUUUCCAAACAGCAAUCGGCUUUUCUCGAAGAAAGCUUCAAAGAACACACUACUCUUAAUCCUAAGCAGAAACUGGUUCUGGCAAGACAGUUAAAUCUUCGUCCUCGCCAAGUAGAAGUUUGGUUUCAGAACAGAAGGGCAAGGACAAAGUUGAAGCAGACCGAAGUAGAUUGUGAGUAUCUGAAGAGAUGCUGUGAGACGUUGACAGAAGAGAAUGGGAGGUUGCAGAAGGAACUGCAGGAACUAAGGGCUUUAAAAUCGUCUCAGCCAUUUUACAUGCAGCUACCGCCGACCACUCUCACAAUGUGUCCCUCUUGCGAGAGGGUAGCCACUAACUCAUCAUCCUCUGCCUCCGUUGCUAAGGCCAACAAUGCUUCCCAGGCCUCCUUGCUCAUGUCUCUCUCCAACCCCAGAACAGUCCAUCCCUUUGAUCAUAAUAAUGCCCAGCCUCAUCCCACUCCUUCCUCAUGAUCACAAUCUGAUUCUCCCUUUGUCUUUUUGUUUCGUAUAUUUCUUUAUGAUAUUAUUAUAGCAGAAGAAGACAAUGCAUUCUCCACAUGACCUCUCUUCCAUUUGUAUGGUUUUCUUCUUUUGUUUUUGGCCUUUCUGGUUUCUGUUUCGGCCGUCUUUUUGGGGACCAAAACGACAAAAUGCGAAUGGCGUUA